AUGGUUUUCAGACCAUGGAGGAAAUACUUGAUGGCUGUAUGGGCAGUGUUGGAAUGCAUGUUGUUUGGAGGCCUGGUGUACGGAUGGGGCUCUCUGGUAUUUGUUCUCAAGAAAGAGGGGAUUUACGCCGAGCUCUGUUUUCACAGGGGAGACAACUCCUCCAACAUCACCACACCAGCAGAAAAUAUGACGUCUGGAGUGAUCAGCUGUCCAGAGCAAGACGAGAAGUUACAGUUGGCCUUCACCGUGGGAACGACCUUGAUGACCUUCUCUUCACCACUUAUGGGUCACAUCCAGUACACGUUUGGGACACGAAUGGCCAGAAUCGUUUUAAUGUGUUUCUUCUUGUGUGGGAGUCUGGUGACUGCCUUCCUUAACACCUCCACCCCCUGGCUGAUGUACAUAGGCUUGUCUUGUCUGGCUAUCGGUGGCCUGCCUGUCCUCGUCACCAAUAUACAGGUGGCUAACCUGUUUGCUGUGGGAGGAUCCACAGUGGUGGGAUUGCUGUCAGGGUCAUUUGAUGCUUCAGCUGCUGUCCAGUUGGUGGUCAAGAUUGCCUACGAAAAUGGCAUUUCCCGACAGUAUUCCUACUUGUUCAUCUCUGCCUUGCACGUCAUGGUCAUCUUCAGUACAUUUGUACUGCUUCCUAAAACCUUCAUCCCCAAAGUGGAGCCUGACAAUAGUGACCUUGAUGAGGCAGAGGAGGCAGUCAGAGCCCUUAAUGGAAACGGUACACUAGCCCUUGAAGCAGAAGAGCUUCCGCUGAGAGAUGUGAAGCCAAGCCUUCUGAACUGUACGCUAUCUCGGGUCUUCCUCUCUCACGUGUUCUGGCUGAGUGUAUUACAGCUACGCUUUUAUUACUUCAUCGGUACACUGAACCCCUGGCUGAACUACAUCACAAAUCAGGAGGAGAGCUUAGUGAGCCACUACACAAAUGUCAGCUUGUUCAUCCAGCUGGGUGGUGUGUUUACCUCCCUUUUUGGUGGCUUCAUAUUUGACCUGGAGAGAACACGAAACAACGGUAAACCAUCUAUCACAGAGCGCCAUCUGCAGCCAUCUGUUGUGCCCUUGACCUUGACCUCUUGCCUUGCCCUGCUUCUGUCCUGUCUGGUCCUUGUUCCCUCUGCAGAGGUCCUGUAUGUCGACUUCAUCGUCCUCACUUUCUUCAGGUCCUUCAUGUACGGGACAGCAGCUGCCUAUAUACAAAUGGUCUUUCCUGCAGACUACUUUGGGUUUCUAUAUGGUGUGAUGAUAGUGAUCAGUGGAGUGGUUGGGUGUUUGCAGUACCCUCUCUUUAUCUGGCUAGAAUCACCCCCAAAAGGACCCCAGAAGGUGAAUAUUUUCCUGCUGGUACUAAUGCUUGUCUCCUUGAUACACCCGAUCCACAUCUGGCUUACCUGUCGUUCUGCAGGCAAGAAACGUGGUGCCAACAGUAGUGCCGAGUCGGAGUAUGUGUUCAUUGCAAAAGGAACCAAGUGCUUGUGAGAGACAUCUUCAUAGUCUACACAUCUUCAUAGUCUACAUUCAUGCAUUUCAGUGAUUUAGAGUAAUCAGUGAAUAUCUAGGAUACAUGCUGUAGCCUUCUUGGAGAAGGUCGGAAAGGUACUCUAUCCUUCACUUAGAAAUGUCAAUGCUACAAGAUGUGUAAUUGCCCAAGACAUGACUUAUGUUCGUCUUUACUUUUGAUGUUGGAAAUCAAGACAUGUACUGUACAGAUUUGGGACCCAGAUUUUGACAGGUCAGAUGGCUGAGUGGACUGGUAUAUCAACUAUUAAAGAAUAUUCUAUGUAAGUAUGUACACGUAGAUGUAGUCCUGAUAAAUGAGCUGAGAGUUUGUAUUCUAUACAAGUAUAGUGACAUGGAGCGAAAGAGACAAUUGUGGACAGCUCAAAGUGCUUUUUUUUCGAAAAGAAUUUGUUAUGUGGUUCAUGAUAAUUUUAUAGAAUCCUUUUAUUGGCUUUAAACUGUCGAACCCAAUUCGAUACUGGUGGUGGAUAAUUUCUUUACAGAAGAUGCAUAGGUUACAUUGGUACAAUUGACCAUCAGAUGCAAUGCCUCCCUUGUCACAUAUAUGCAGUUGCUCCCUACUUAACUCUGUUUACACUACUUACAUGCACUACUUUUCAUUUCUGUUGUAUGAGUUUGUUAUAUAUUUUAAAAGAUAGUACAUUCUAGGACCAUGACAGUGACAAACCUUCAUAUACUGACUUCCCUUGUUUGAGUUUAUACUGAUGUCCCAUGAUCUUCAGCCAACAUGUAUGAUACUGUGAAUAGGUUGAGUUUGUAACAUCCUUAGAAUUCAUAAACGAAAUAAUAUAAGGUGCAGUACACAUACUGAGAGUUUUAACAGUGUUGUCCUCUUUGUUGUAACAACCAGAAUUGUUUCACAGGAUUUCAUAAUGUGUGAUUAGCAAAGGGCUAGUAUUAACAAUGUACUGUAGACUCCCUGUCAUAGCUGGUGUAUUAAAAGCACUCAACAUUGAAUGGAAUGCAUACUAGUAUAUUUACUCAGAUGUCAAUAUCCUCAUGACAAAUAAUAUUCAUAUGGCAAAAAGCCAUAAUAAUUUGUGCUCAUAUUGCCCUUAUCUACAGUCUACAUCAUAAAUAACUUUUAGUUUUACAUUGGAAAAAUUACCAGCUGAGUUAAAGAAUCUAAAAAUUACCACUUGUGGACAUGACUCUUUAAACUAUUAAAGUGACUCAUAUAAUCUUAGAAUCAAAAAAAUGGCCUUAUAUAUGUGGGCCCAUGGUUAAGUGUGCAUAUAUGUAUUUUAGUUUCCAUUACAAGGCCUUGAACUAAAUAGUGUCUACAUAGUAUUGUCGGAAUAUGGCUGUGAUGUGACAUGGGGCCAUUGAUAUUCAUUCAUUAUGAUCUAUUAUUGUAAAAUUUAGUUACAAUACAUAUAUAAUCAUAAUGCAGCCGUGUAUUUACUUUGACAUUUGUAUUUACUUUAUUUUUUAUGUCUCUCCAUUAUUUCUCAUAAUACAGGUUUUAUAUUUGCAUUUGUCAUUAACAGUUGGACACAAUAAUUUACUUAAUGAUAUUUAUUGGAUGAUUUUUUCUUUUGAAUGUUAAAUUUAAAUGUUUUUAUGUAGGCCUAACCAAAGAAUUGUAUUACUUAGUUCCUCAUUACAAAAAGUUUUUGACAUUCAGUGAAAAGUUAUUUUACUGUAACACUUAACACCAGCAGUGUCAUCAAGCUUGUAUGAAGACUCUGAAUUGUUGGUAUACAUACAGUAUUUGGUCUAGUAUAAGAUGCACAUACAUUUAUUGUUAAAUUAGAUUUGCUACCCUGUGGCGAAUUAUAUCAAACAAAACUCUGAAGCUCCUCUAGAAUUCAGUUACCAUGUUAAUUUUGCAGAUGACGUUAGAUCUGUGAUAUAUGUAGAUGGGUAUGUUCGUUUCAGGGUAUGAUUUCUGGAAAGAGAAUUUCCAUGUUUGUUUUUACUAACAUUGAUCAGGACAUGUUAUGUUUUUGGCAUUGGUGGAUAUUUAGUGGUUUAUCAGUGCAACAGGUUUGAACUAAAUCAUGAUAUUUGAAGAAAGACUUUUUCUUAUGCCUUUUUGUUUUGGUGCAUGUGUGUGUUUCAGUUUUUGUGCUCGGUGUAGCAGUUGAUUUUUUGUAUUAGUAACCUACACAAGAUGUUGGUAUAUGGAGUUUUGGGAUUAGUGGCCUUCACAAGAUGUUGGAACAUGUAGUUUCUGGUUUUAUGGUUUUUCCAGUGUAGGUUAUGUACAUGUGUGUGCAUCCAUUUCCUAAUAUUUUGUGCUUGUUGAUUCUCAUUUUCUCUUUUGUACCCUUAUGCAGAACUUUACUCCAGUUUUAUGAAUGAAAGUAUUUUUAUACUGAAUAAAACUUAUGUUGU
Molecule: messenger RNA, 3867 nt
Organism: Liolophura sinensis
Lineage: Eukaryota; Metazoa; Mollusca; Polyplacophora; Chitonida; Chitonidae
Product: equilibrative nucleobase transporter 1-like
Exons: 9
Coding region: 1-1485 (494 amino acids)
Biological process (GO): transmembrane transport
Molecular function (GO): transmembrane transporter activity
Source: RefSeq, a predicted model, not a curated record